CCAGUGAGAGACUUAAGAUGGAGGAGGUCAUCGCAGGGCUGGAAGGGUUCACGUUCGCGUUCGAGCAGGAUGUGGAAUUGCAGAAGGGGACUGGGCUCCUGCCUUUCCAGGGCAUGGACAAGUCCAGCUCAGCUGUAUGCAACUUCUUCGCUAAAGGGCUCUGUGAGAAAGGGAUGCUGUGCCCGCUUCGGCACGAGAAGGGCAAGAAGAUGGUGGUGUGCAAACACUGGCUUCGAGGGCUCUGCCGAAAGGCUGACAGCUGUAAAUUCCUACACCAGUAUGACAUCACCAGGAUGCCGGUUUGCUACUUCCACUCAAAGUUCGGUAACUGCAGCAACAAAGACUGCUUCUUCCUCCAUGUGCAGCCAAGUCCCAAGCCCCAGAACUGCCCUUGGUAUGACCAAGGAUUCUGCAAGGAUGGUCCCUGGUGUAAAUACCGCCAUGUCCAUCAAGUCCUGUGUCUCAACUACUUCACGGGUUUCUGCCCCAGGGGACCUAAGUGCCAAUUUGGGCAUCCCAAGAUGAGCCCAGUACUGCACCCCAGUAAUGUGAAGCUUGUCAACCAGCCCAGGGAUGGAACAGCUCCAGCUUCCUUUGGCAACACUCUAGCAGCCCCUUCCCUGGCGAGGUUCAUGGUCUACCAGAAGAGGGGGGCCCUGCCUCCUGCCUGCGGCUCAAGCGUCCCACAUGCCCCAUAG
Myodes glareolus (Bank vole) is the source of this 698-nucleotide messenger RNA. It is a transcript of the gene Cpsf4l, whose product is annotated as cleavage and polyadenylation specific factor 4 like. Gene Ontology annotation, cellular component: mRNA cleavage and polyadenylation specificity factor complex. Gene Ontology annotation, molecular function: RNA binding; metal ion binding. Lineage: Eukaryota; Metazoa; Chordata; Mammalia; Rodentia; Cricetidae. The record is from RefSeq and is a predicted model, not a curated record.